AUGCACCAAUCGGAUUUGACUCCUUGCCAUUACUUUCUAUACGUGUGGGCAGAUGAAACAUACAAAACUCACCCAAGAAAGAUCGAUGAACUCGAGGUUAUAUUCACACUUCUAUCUAUCUAUCUAUCUACCUAUCUAUCUAUCUAUCUAUCUAUCUAUCUAUAUAUAUAUAUAUAUAUAUUGUUCCUCUUGGCGACAGUUGUCUUUCGAACAGAGGAAAGGGGAAUGAUUAAUUGGAUCAGUGGCGAAGGAGAAAUCGAAAUAGCUUCUUACUUCUUUCUUUCUUUUCUUUUCUUUUUCUUUUUUUUUCAUUCUUUCUUUCUUUCUUUCUUUUUUUCCGCUUUUUCUCGCGCCCCUUUCAAACCACGAUCCAUUUCUUGCACCCUUUUCAAACCACCAACCAGUUUUUGCACCCCUUUCAAACCACCAACCAGUUCUCGCACCCCUUUCAAACGACCAACCAUUUCUUGCACCCCUUUCAAACCACCAACCAGUUCUCGCACCCCUUUCAAACGACCAACCAUUUCUUGCACCCCUUUCAAACCACAACCAGUUCUCGGACCCUUUUCAAACCAGCAACCAGUUCUCGCACCCACUUCCAGAAUUGAUGAAGAACAAUAUUGA
Acanthosepion pharaonis is the source of this 624-nucleotide messenger RNA. NCBI's taxonomy places the organism in Eukaryota, Metazoa, Mollusca, Cephalopoda, Sepiida, Sepiidae. The record is from the annotation of a GenBank genome assembly.